AUGAUGACAUAUUUUGUGUUUAUUUUAAGUAUUGUCUUUGUAGUAGGUUUUGUGGGGUUCUCUUCUAAGCCUUCUCCUAUCUAUGGAGGGUUAGUUUUGAUUGUUAGUGGAGCGGUUGGUUGUGGUAUUGUGUUGAGUUUUGGUGGGUCCUUUUUGGGUUUAAUAGUAUUUUUAAUUUAUUUGGGUGGUAUACUCGUUGUUUUUGGUUAUACAACUGCCAUAGCCACUGAGCAAUAUCCUGAGGUCUGGGUGUCUAAUAAGGCUGUGCUGGGUGCGUUUAUUGCGGGCCUUCUAUCUGAGUUACUAUUGGCUUGUUAUAUUUUAAAAGAUGAUGAGGCUGAUGUUGUGUUUGGGUUUAAUGGUAUGGGUGAUUGAGUAGUUUAUGACACGGGAGACUCGGGAUUUUUUAGUGAAGAGGCCAUGGGUAUUGCGGCUUUAUACAGUUAUGGUACUUGGUUAGUUGUUGUGACUGGUUGGUCUCUUCUUGUUGGAGUGCUAGUUAUUAUGGAGAUUACUCGUGGAAAUUAG
This is a messenger RNA of Zalophus californianus (California sea lion), 528 nucleotides long. NCBI's taxonomy places the organism in Eukaryota, Metazoa, Chordata, Mammalia, Carnivora, Otariidae. The record is from the annotation of a RefSeq genome assembly.